AUGUCGAACGACAACAAUGAUCCCGUGAUCCGCUCCAUCAAUGAGACCAAGGCGGAGUAUAAACGUCUCGGCAACUCGGGACUGCGAGUUUCUGUUCCAAUCCUCGGUGCAAUGAGCUUUGGCUCUAAGGAAUGGCAACCGUGGGUCAUCGAGGAAGAUGAAGCUUUCCCGCUGUUGAAGGCAGCAUAUGACAAAGGCCUCAACACAUGGGACACUGCCAAUGUGUACAGUAACGGCAUUUCCGAGGAGAUCAUCGGCAAAGCUGUGAAGCAUUACGAGCUACCGCGCAACAAACUCGUGAUUCUUAGCAAGUGUUAUGGCUAUGUUGGCGAGACGCCGGAUGUCCGUGGAAUCAUGUAUGGCCAAAAGAUUGCGGAGUCCAAAGACUAUGUGAAUCGUGGAGGUCUAUCACGCAAUGCCAUAUUCGAAGCCGUCGAAGCUUCGCUGAAGAGGCUGGACAUGGACUAUCUCGACCUUCUCCAGAUUCAUCGAUUUGAUCCGUACACCCCACAAGAAGAGACCAUGGAGGCGCUGCAUGAUCUGGUGAAGAUGGGCAAAGUCCGAUACAUUGGAGCCAGCAGCAUGUGGGCUUACCAGUUCGCAAUGUACCAGUUUGUCGCGGAGAAGAACGGGUGGACCAAGUUCGUUUCCAUGCAGAACCACUACAACCUGUUGUACCGCGAGGAGGAGAGGGAGAUGAACGCGUUCUGUGACAAGACUGGUGUCGGACUCAUCCCCUGGGCGCCGCUAUGCAGAGGACACCUUGCACGGCCACCAACUGAAUUCGGUAAUACCGUGAGAAGUGAGGGCGAGAAGAAAUCCACCAUGUUCAGCACCGGCCAGACUGAGAGCGACCAGACGGUUGUGAAAAGGGUGCAGGAGAUUGCCGAGAAGAGGGGCUGGAAGAUGAGCCAUGUUGCGCUGGCAUGGAUCAACAAGAGAGUGGCCAGCCCGAUUAUUGGGUUCAGUUCCGUCGCAAGGAUGGACGAGGCUCUCGAUGCGAGAGGCAAGGUCCUGACUGAGGAGGAGGAGAAAUAUCUCGAGGAGCCAUACGUCACAAGGGCUGUCCAGGGUCAUUCGUAG
Saxophila tyrrhenica is the source of this 1083-nucleotide messenger RNA. RefSeq lists its product as uncharacterized. NCBI's taxonomy places the organism in Eukaryota, Fungi, Ascomycota, Dothideomycetes, Mycosphaerellales, Extremaceae. The transcript is spliced from 4 exons. The record is from RefSeq and is a predicted model, not a curated record. The coding region runs from base 1 to 1083 and encodes 360 amino acids.